AAUUGGCAAGAAAGAAGGGGGGGAAAAUGGCGAACGAUUCUCCGGCCAAAAGUCUGGUGGACAUCGACCUGUCCUCUCUGCGGGACCCAGCUGGGAUUUUUGAGCUGGUGGAAGUGGUUGGCAAUGGCACCUACGGGCAAGUGUAUAAGGGCCGACAUGUCAAAACAGGUCAACUGGCAGCCAUCAAAGUCAUGGAUGUUACUGAGGAUGAAGAAGAAGAAAUCAAGCUGGAGAUAAAUAUGCUAAAGAAGUACUCUCAUCAUAGAAAUAUUGCAACCUACUAUGGUGCUUUCAUUAAAAAAAGUCCUCCAGGGCAUGAUGAUCAGUUAUGGCUUGUUAUGGAGUUUUGUGGAGCAGGAUCUAUCACAGACCUUGUGAAGAACACAAAAGGGAAUACUCUGAAAGAAGACUGGAUAGCAUACAUCUCGAGAGAGAUUCUCAGGGGCUUGGCACAUCUCCAUGCCCACCAUGUGAUUCAUCGGGACAUCAAAGGGCAGAAUGUAUUGUUGACAGAAAAUGCAGAGGUGAAGCUGGUGGAUUUUGGUGUGAGCGCUCAGCUGGACAGGACAGUUGGCAGGAGAAACACUUUUAUUGGAACUCCUUACUGGAUGGCUCCAGAAGUUAUCGCCUGUGAUGAAAAUCCUGACGCUACAUAUGAUUACAGAAGUGACCUCUGGUCAUGUGGCAUUACAGCCAUUGAAAUGGCAGAAGGCGCUCCCCCCCUCUGUGACAUGCAUCCAAUGAGGGCGCUGUUUCUUAUACCAAGAAAUCCUCCUCCACGGCUAAAAUCCAAGAAAUGGUCAAAAAAGUUUUUUAGCUUUAUAGAAGGUUGUUUAGUGAAAAACUACAUGCAGAGGCCUUCUACAGAACAGCUUUUAAAACAUCCUUUUAUACGUGAUCAGCCAAAUGAAAGGCAAGUACGAAUCCAGCUGAAGGACCAUAUAGACAGGACCAGAAAGAAGAGAGGAGAGAAAGAUGAGACAGAGUAUGAAUAUAGUGGAAGUGAGGAAGAAGAGGAGGAAGUGCCUGAACAAGAAGGAGAGCCGAGCUCCAUUGUCAACGUGCCUGGAGAAUCAACCCUCCGACGUGAUUUCCUGAGGCUGCAGCAGGAAAACAAGGAGCGGUCCGAAGCCCUUCGGAGACAGCAGCUGCUCCAGGAACAGCAACUCCGAGAGCAAGAGGAAUACAAGAGGCAGCUGCUGGCAGAGAGACAGAAACGCAUAGAGCAGCAGAAAGAGCAAAGGAGGCGGCUGGAAGAGCAACAAAGAAGAGAACGGGAAGCUCGAAGGCAACAGGAGCGUGAGCAGAGACGGAGAGAACAGGAGGAGAAAAGACGGCUAGAGGAAAUGGAGAGGAGACGUAAAGAAGAAGAGGAGAGGAGGAGAGCAGAGGAAGAAAAGAGGAGAGUAGAGAGAGAGCAGGAGUAUAUCAGGCGACAGCUAGAAGAGGAGCAGCGGCACUUGGAAAUUCUUCAGCAGCAGCUGCUCCAGGAGCAGGCCAUGUUACUGGAAUACAGAUGGCGAGAAAUGGAGGAGCAUCGACAAGCAGAGAGACUCCAGCGUCAGUUGCAGCAGGAGCAAGCCUAUCUCCUGUCGCUGCAACAUGAUCAUAGGCGGCAGCAACAGCAACAACAACAGCAACAGCAGCAGCAAGAAAGGAAUAAACAAAGCUAUCAUACCCCUGAGCCAAAAGCCCAUUAUGAACCUACUGAAAGAGCACGUGAGGUGGAGGAUAGAUUUAGAAAACCUAAUCAGGGGUCCCCAGAAGCACAGUCUAAACAGACGGGCAAAGUGUUGGAGCCACCAGUGCCUUCAAGAUCAGAGUCUUUUUCCAAUGGGAACUCAGAACCUGUUCAGCCUGCCCUGCAAAGGCCAAUGGAACCCCAGGUACAGUGGUCCCAUCUGGCAUCUCUCAAGAACAAUGUUUCCCCUGUCUCGCGAUCCCAUUCCUUCAGUGACCCUUCUCCCAAAUUUGCACAUCACCAUCUUCGUUCUCAGGACCCAUAUCCACCUUCACGCAGUGAAGUGCUAAAUCAGAGUUCUGACUCUAAAUCGGAGGUACCUGACCCCACCCAAAAGGCUUGGGCUAGAUCAGACAGUGACGAGGUGCCUCCAAGGGUACCUGUAAGAACAACAUCUAGGUCUCCUGUCCUGUCCCGUCGAGAUUCUCCACUGCAGGGCAGUGGUCAGCAAAAUAACCAAGCAGGUCAAAGGAAUUCCACAAGCAAUAUAGAGCCUCGUCUGCUAUGGGAAAGGGUUGAGAAGCUUGUACCAAGACCAGGCAGUGGCAGCUCUUCAGGUUCAAGCAACUCUGGCUCUCAGCCAGGUUCCCAUCCGGGAUCGCAGAGUGGCUCUGGUGAACGGUUCCGAAUGAGAUCGUCAUCCAAAUCUGAAGGCUCUCCAUCUCAGCGUCAUGAGAAUGCAGCCAAAAAAACAGAAGAGAAGAAGGAAGUCUUCAGACCCCCCAAGCCUGCUGGAGAAGUGGAUUUAACUGCAUUGGCAAAGGAACUGCGAGCAGUUGAAGAUGUGCGACCCCCGCAUAAGGUAACAGACUACUCAUCAUCCAGUGAGGAGUCUGGGACGACAGAUGAGGAAGAUGAUGACAUGGAACAGGAGGGAGCAGAUGAAUCUACUUCUGGGCCAGAGGAUGCCAGAGCAGUGUCAACUCUAAACUUGAGCAAUGGUGAAACAGAGUCAGUGAAAACCAUGAUUGUUCAUGAUGACGUGGAGAGUGAACCUGCCAUGACUCCUUCCAAGGAGGGUACUUUGAUCGUUCGACAGAAUACAGUUGACACAAAGCGUGCCAGCCAUCAUGAGAGCAAUGGCUUUGCCGGUCGCAUUCACCUCUUGCCAGAUCUCUUACAGCAAAGCCAUUCCUCCUCCACUUCCUCCACUUCCUCCUCCCCAUCCUCCAGCCAGCCGACACCCACCAUGUCCCCACAGACACCCCAGGACAAGCUAACUACUAAUGAGACUCAGUCCGCUAGUAACACGCUCCAGAAACACAAAUCUUCCUCCUCCUUUACACCUUUUAUAGACCCCAGAUUACUACAGAUUUCUCCAUCUAGUGGGACAACUGUGACUUCUGUGGUGGGGUUUUCUAGUGAAGCAAUGAGGUCAGAAGCAAUAAGGCAAGAUCCCACCAGGAAAGGGUCAGUUGUCAACGUGAACCCCACCAAUACACGACCACAGAGUGACACCCCAGAGAUUCGCAAGUACAAGAAGAGAUUCAAUUCUGAGAUCUUGUGUGCUGCCUUAUGGGGAGUUAAUUUGUUAGUGGGUACUGAGAGUGGUCUGAUGCUGCUAGACCGAAGUGGUCAAGGGAAAGUUUAUCCACUAAUCAAUCGAAGACGAUUCCAGCAGAUGGAUGUACUAGAAGGGCUGAAUGUCUUGGUGACGAUAUCUGGGAAGAAGAACAAGUUGAGAGUUUACUACUUGUCCUGGUUAAGAAAUAAAAUUCUUCAUAAUGAUCCAGAGGUAGAAAAGAAACAGGGUUGGACAACUGUGGGUGACUUGGAAGGCUGUGUGCACUAUAAAGUUGUAAAAUAUGAAAGAAUCAAAUUCUUGGUAAUUGCUCUGAAGAGUUCUGUGGAAGUCUAUGCAUGGGCACCAAAGCCAUAUCACAAGUUUAUGGCUUUUAAGUCAUUUGGAGAAUUGGUACAUAAGCCAUUGCUGGUGGAUCUAACUGUGGAGGAAGGUCAGAGGCUGAAAGUGAUCUAUGGUUCCUGUGCUGGAUUCCAUGCUGUUGAUGUAGACUCGGGAUCAGUUUAUGAUAUUUAUCUACCAACACAUAUCCAGAGUAGUAUCCAACCACAUGCAAUCAUUAUUCUCCCAAAUACUGACGGGAUGGAGCUGCUGGUUUGCUAUGAGGAUGAAGGUGUUUAUGUUAAUACAUACGGGAGGAUCACCAAAGAUGUGGUUCUACAGUGGGGAGAGAUGCCUACAUCAGUUGCAUACAUUCGAUCCAAUCAGAUUAUGGGCUGGGGAGAAAAGGCUAUUGAGAUACGAUCUGUGGAAACGGGGCACUUGGAUGGUGUUUUCAUGCACAAAAGGGCACAAAGGCUCAAGUUCUUGUGUGAAAGGAAUGACAAGGUUUUCUUUGCCUCUGUACGGUCUGGUGGAAGCAGUCAAGUUUAUUUCAUGACCCUAGGCAGGACUUCUCUUCUGAGCUGGUAGAAGCAGUGUGAUUUGACAAAGGAUCACUGACAUCCAGAGUCUUUUGAGAUCUUCAUAACUUGGAAUUAUUUGCAACUGGAGUACAGACCUGCACAGAUGCAGCACUCCAUGUACAUGUGUGCACAGGCAUCACUGGUGUUAGGUUUCUUUUUGUUCUUAAAAUGAGGCUGCAAUGCAGCUGGUGCUGUAAAGUUCUUGCCAUCAGGUGCUAUCUGUCUUUGAGAUUUGGGAUCACACUAGAAAGCAACAGGUUAUGGGAUUUUGUUUUUUUCCUUCAGCUCCAGAAUUCCUUGGCUUUGAAUGACUCUGUUUGUUAGUAUAAAAGAAAGAGAGAGAUUUGAGAUGAACAUACUGUUAAAUGGGCAGAAGGCAGGAAAGAGAAGGUGACAAGUGGUGGUGAGAGAGUCAGACUUGCUGAAGUGGAGGGCAGAUCUAGUCUAGUAAUGUUAACAAUGUAUUUAAUUGACAUUUCUUUUUUGUAAUGUGACAUUAUGUGGACAAAGAGGAAAGUGCAGGUUUUAAGAAGUUAAUAUUUAUAAAAUGUGAAAGACGCAGUGACUAGGAUAACUUCUUUGGGGAGGGGGGAGGGUGGAAUUCCUGGGGUUUUUUGUUUCUUUUAGUUUUAUUUUGGCUUGGCCAAUAACUUAGUCAUUUUUUCUGUGUACCAGGUUUUGCCUGAAAUGUGCAGAUGAUUAAAAAAAGAAAAAAAAGAAGAAAAAAAAAGUUUAUUCAUUUUCUAUAAUGAUUCUGUGUUAGGCCAGAACUUGGUUGUGUCACAGUAUUAGCACUGCCUCAGUUAAAGGUUUAAUUUUUGUUUAAACCUAGAAGUGCAACAACAGGUUUACCACAGUCUGCACUUGCAGAAUUAAAAAAAAAAAAAAAUUCCAGACUACAUAUGUUUAUUUUUUGUGCCUACCUCAUUGUUUUUAAUGCAUAAAAUAAAAGAGGUGGUUUCGUUUAUACGUUUUUAGAUGCAAACCAUUAAUGUCUAAUUUAAUCUUAAUACCAAAACUACCAGGUGAAAGGUUUUGUGACUGUUAUUCUGUAGCAAGUUUCAGCAGGAGGGGAGAAGAGUCCAUUGAAGGGGUUGGAUUAGCCUUAUGGCAGUGAGACACUGACUAAUACCAUUUGCUUACCGAGUUUGGAAAAAACACAUUUCUUUUUUACCAGCUUCAUCAUUAAUAGAAGUUUGAUGAAUUUAGCCUGAAACCUGCGGUUUCACUCUUCUAACACAUGGGCUUAGGAACAGGCAGGUAACAAGAACUAUAAACUGUUUAAAUGUUGUAGGAAACUUUUUGGGGGAGGUGACAUCUUUCUUUUUCUAAGAAUGCAAUGCACUAAAACUAUUUUAAGAAUGUAGUUAAUAUUGCUUAUUCAUAAGACAGCAUAUACCUGUGUUUAGAUGUAAGAUCCCAGCUCUGGCUUUUUUUCCUUUUUUUUUUUUUUUUAAAGUCGGUUUUAUUUUAUGAAUACUUUUUUUUUUCUGACAUUUGUAAUAAAUGUCUUGAGAGUAAUAAUUUGUUUAAUGGCUACAUGUUCAUUACUUGAGAAACCUUGAGUGUAUAAUAAUCUGUUGGUGAUGUAAUAAUGCACAGUGUCAUGAUCCAACCAUUUUUAUUUUAUUUUUAUUUUUUAUUUUUGGUGGGGUACUUUUUGACUGCUGCCUUAAGCUGUUCAUUCAGUGAACAGGCUCUCAGUGUUUCAUGGGCUUUGUCUUCUGCUGUGGUUAACUUUUUCCUUUUAUGGCAUGACAGGUAGGGCUUUUUAGACAUUUUAUUCUUUAUAAUCAAACUGAUUGUUCAAGUGACUGGCCACAGGAUUGCUGAACAGUAAACAGCAACAACCAGGCAAAUAUUUUGCUCAACAGAUCUUUCUUUUGGCAUCAGCCCUGACUGCUGUAAGUUCUUCAGACCUGAUCAACCUUUCUGCUGAAGGCUCUCCUUUGAACAGCAGAAACUGUUUGAGAAUUAAGCUGGUAGACACAUACCAUGUGCGUCUUUCUCUUUCUUUUUCUCUCUCUCUCAUGCACAUUUAUAUACACACACAGACACACACACACAUACUCUCUUAAAAAUCAAGAAAGCCUUACAUUUGCUGGCAGAAGAGUACUUAAAAAUAUUUUUUUUAAUUGUUUGACUUUUGGAUAGCACUGAAGGUUGAGGAUGAGGGAUGCAUUCGUUUUGUAUCUAUAUUGCAAUCAGCCAGAAGAGCGAUUUGCUUCUUUGUAUUAUGAAGAUCUAAGGGGACUCAGAAGACCAAUGUGCUCAUAGGGUGCAAUGACACAAUGGCCCUGUAGCAUAGUAUACCGGAACACAUCGAUCCAGUGUCAUCCUGCAUGGUUUAAUUCUUGCAGCACUGUGUGGUAAAAAUGGAUUUAGUCCUUGGAAAUUGAUUCUGUUCUUGUUGGUGAAAAUGUUGCGAUACUAUAGGGAUUCCCAGGUUAAGGAUACAUGCUGUUGGAAGUUCUGAUGGUUUUGGAGGGAAACUCCUUCGCUGGAGAUGCUGGACGGCAGCUUCCUCCUCCACAGAAGAGCCGCGGUGGCAAAUCUACAAGUUUAAAAUCAGUAUUACAAAACCACUACAUACAAAAUGUUGAACUCUUUUAAACAGUGCUUUUGUAAGCAAAGGAAAAAAAAAAAAGGCUCCUAGAUUUAGUUUUAAGCUUUAAGUAAUAAUUUUCUGUAUCUUUUAAGUCAAAGUAACCCUAACUGUAUGACUGCAGUGUUUUAUUUUUUAUCUUAUGCACAUGUUAUGUUGGAGAAAAUGUUUACAAAAAUGGUUUUGUUACACUAAUGUGCAUCACAUAUUUAUGGUUUAUUUGAAAGUGAUUUUUGUGGAUUUUUUUUUUAGUUUUUCAUAGUAGUAGUAGUAUACUUUUUUGUGAUUUAUAACCCCAAACUCUGCUGAUUAUAAAGAUGCUAAACAAUAAUACAGUGACAAACUGCAUUAAAAUUACUAAUCGUAGAGCUGCAAAGCAGACUGGUGACAAGUAAACACUCAGCCUUUUUUUUGCAGUGCUAUCUAACUUGUCUUCUGUGUAUUAUGGAAAUUACUGUUUUUCCCCAUUUUUCCUUAAAUAAAGUCAAAAUGACACCUA
This is a messenger RNA of Alligator mississippiensis (American alligator), 7272 nucleotides long. RefSeq names its product mitogen-activated protein kinase kinase kinase kinase 4 (gene MAP4K4). The transcript has 33 exons. The coding region runs from base 27 to 4175 and encodes 1382 amino acids. Gene Ontology annotation, biological process: protein phosphorylation. Gene Ontology annotation, molecular function: ATP binding; protein kinase activity. The record is from RefSeq and is a predicted model, not a curated record. NCBI's taxonomy places the organism in Eukaryota, Metazoa, Chordata, Crocodylia, Alligatoridae.